Messenger RNA from Pocillopora damicornis (cauliflower coral), 2311 nucleotides. RefSeq lists its product as uncharacterized. The record is from RefSeq and is a predicted model, not a curated record. NCBI's taxonomy places the organism in Eukaryota, Metazoa, Cnidaria, Anthozoa, Scleractinia, Pocilloporidae.
GUAAUUUGUAAUCCUUGAGCUUCGAUUCUCGAAUGCAGCGCAUUGGAUGUACAACACCUGAGAGAAAUUAUUACCCCUUUCCAUUUGAUUAGUUGAAAAUUGAGAAAAUAUUAGUGACUCAAGCCCACUAUCGGUUGUGGGAAAGAGAUUGCUUUCACAAUGAGUUCUCCAAUGCAUUGUACACUAUACAGAUCUGCAAGUACUGCCUUUUUCCCAGGUAUGCCUUUUUUUCCGUGCACUGACAGCGUAAAGAGUGGUCAAGAUGGGCGAGAAAGUUACUUAUUGUUAUUCUUUCCCCUCCCAGUACCAAAAUAAAACGCGUUUAGAGACUUGUUUGUAACAGAUCUUAUUGCGCGCGUCAAUCAAUUAUGACGAAAAUUCACCAAGGCUUAGACCAGACGACGACAACCGAGUAUGAUGACUGCUGUGAUGGCGGUGCGAGCUGGAAACGUCUCAAAUAAGGCGUUAGUAAAAAAGGUGAUUGGAUUCAUCGUCGUUGUGGUUGUUUGUGUGGCAGUUGUUGUUGUAGUUUUAAAAGUCCUCAAAACGUUUGGGGACUCCUCUAGCGACUCCAAAAAGGAAAAAACAUUUAAUGAAGUUCGCGUACUGACGAACCAGGGUGGUGUGGGUAAUUUUGGACCAUCUAUACUCAAGUACGAAGGCGUACUGAAAAACGAGGUCAAAGUCUCCCCCCAGCAUCCGGGCAUUCAACUUUGGACGAUUCCAGUUUCCGGUCUCUGGUCUAUCGAAGCUAGAGGAGCCUCCGGGGCUGAUGGGAUAUUAGCCGGAAGUUCAAGUAACCGUAAGCGAGGAGGAUACGGAGCUAUUGUGAAAGGAAAAUUCCUUCUACACAAGGGAAGAAUCCUAAAGAUUUUGGUCGGCAAUGAGGGCUUCCGUGACUUUCUAGACCCUCACCGUCCUGGGGGAGGAGGGGGUGGUACCUUUGUUGUGUACGAGGAUGGUAAACCGCUGCUUGUAGCUGGUGGUGGGGGUGGUGGUGGAAUACCAAAAGCUUCUCGACAGACAGAUGGGAAAGGUGGUAGGUCCAAUGAUGAGCCAUCCUCCAGUGUCAGCGGCAGCGAGGGUAAAGGCGGGAAACUUUUAGACUACAGCGACAGCAGCGAGACGGUCAUCAAUGAAUCUACUGGGCAUCACAAAGUUAUUGCAGGUGCAGGAGGAGGUAUGUACAGCGCUGGAGUCGGCUUCAAAGAAGGCUGGGGUGGAGAAAGCUUCGUUGGUGGAGGAAAUGGUGGAGAGGCAAACACGGUAUAUGAUAAGUUUCCCCAUGGGAAGAGGGGUCGUGGAGGUUUUGGUGGGGGAGGGGCUGCCGGUUUGUUGCCCGGAGGUGGGGGAGGGUAUUCGGGGGGUGGUGUCAAAGGGUGUUGGUUGCAGUGUGAUGGUAAGAAUGGUGGCACAGCGGAAGGAGGAAGUUCGUACAACGCCGGGAUUUCCCCUUCUAAUAAGGCAAACAAGAACAAGGGUCCUGGUAGAGUUUAUAUCAGGCUCAUGUCUGAGGAAGUUGAGGAAGAUUAAGCAGAUAAAAAUAUUCCUUUUCCCUUUCCUGGUUUUGAUGUAUUAUAUACGACCAGACUGCUAAUGCGAUCAUUUCACUCUUUGAAUUUCCAUCUACUUCUUGAACGUGUUGCAGCAAAGUGAAAUAUCAUUGGUUUGUCAAUCACGCUCAAGAUAAUCGACGAAUGAGGAAUAAAUUAUUUUUUGUAUUACUUUAGCGCAAGUAUCCAUUACACCUACUACCAUACCCGCCAUAUUCUAGCCUAACUUCCACAGUUCUGUCUGAAAAAAAUACCGGAACAAAAUUAGAGGGAGAGAUCUCGUUGCGUGACGAAAUAAAGAGCCUGCGCAGAAUGCUCCUUUUACAUCAAUAUCCACACAAGCAGCGCAUGUGCGUUUGGGAGACCGCAACUUCCUAACUUUCUGUGGACGGUCUCCCAAACUAGUCGAUAAGAGAAAUUUUUCAAUUAUUUUUCAACUGUUUUCCUUCAGUCUCUACGUUUUUUAGUUCAUCCAUGUUCUCCAGUCCUGUGGCUCGUCUUAAUGCUGAGGUUAUUCAAGUAUUCCGCUUCCUUCUUCCUGUUCAAGGCUGUCAUAAAACCAGCUGUCCGGUGUGAUAGAGUGAUUCAGAGCCAGUAGAAAGCGUCAUGUAGUUUUCCAAAAUUAUCUAUUUACCGCUGUUGCUGAAACUGAAAGCUAAUUGAAACGGGAAGACGAGUUUCUCAAGAGAGCAUGACCUAGGAUGAAAAAAUAAUCCUUUUUCGGAUAUCAAGGCCACUAAAAUCGUCUUUUUUGUUCA